This is a messenger RNA of Sebastes umbrosus (honeycomb rockfish), 2270 nucleotides long. Its product is annotated as high-affinity choline transporter 1-like. Gene Ontology annotation, biological process: transmembrane transport; choline transport; acetylcholine biosynthetic process. The transcript is spliced from 9 exons. Bases 623 to 2119 code for a protein of 498 amino acids. Lineage: Eukaryota; Metazoa; Chordata; Actinopteri; Perciformes; Sebastidae. The record is from RefSeq and is a predicted model, not a curated record. Gene Ontology annotation, cellular component: plasma membrane. Gene Ontology annotation, molecular function: choline:sodium symporter activity.
AGUGAACUCAGAUAAAAACUGACCUGCUGGACGGGGAGGUCGAUAAUUGAAACACAAUAAAAACGGACCAACUUUAGUCAGUUUUAAUUCACAAGUAUUCAAAGGUUCUGUGCUCACCAACUGGCAAGAAAAAUGAUUCUUCAAGAGCAAGGCGAGACCGACACCGCGGCCUGACAGACGUGGAGUUCCAAUAAAUGAACAAUCCACAGGGCACAGUUCAUUUAAAUGGAUAAAUUCCAUAUUCUGUUGCCAGGUUUCAGCGAGGAAUAAGAAGUCCAGAUUUUACCUUGUAAACAAGUUAUUUAAUGUGAGAGUCUGAUUCGCUACUGAGCGUGCUUUAAUGAAACAUAUUUUAACUGAGGAAGUCGUGUGGUCAUCAGCAGAGGGUGAAGUGGACAGAUCGUUUUCGGACCGCGGCGAUCCCGACCACAACAACGAUCUACAUGGGUCGGAGGAGGCUUCAUUGUUGGCACAGCUGAGAUGGUGUACACACCCUCUAUGGGACUAACCUCGGCAAUCGUGAUGCUAAUUGGAUACACCUCAACUCUUAUUAUUGUUGCUGUUUCCAGAUCUCCUCUAGUUCCAUAAGUUUAAGCUGCUCCUCCAGUUUAACCCUUUGCAUAUGGCCCAAAGCUUCUCUAAGGGCCUGAAUGGAGCCUCCGCUCUGCAAAGAGUAGGAGGAGGAGCAAUGCCUAGAACUCCUCCCCUCUCGUCCGUCUCUUCCAGUCCGAGAGUGGUUGGCUUGGUGUUUGCAAAGCCAAUGAGAGAAAGAAACUAUAUGACAAUGCUGGACCCUUUCCAUGCCAAAUAUGGGAAAGUACUAACAGCUGGACUGUGCCUGGCUUCAGUUUCUCUUGAUGUGCUCUGGGUGCCCGCAACACUAAUUGGUUUAGGAGGAACCAUGAGUGUGGUCCUGGAUUUGUCCUUCUCUGUGUGCAUGUGGAUCUCUGCUGCCGUCGCCAUUACCUACACACUGCUGGGAGGUCUCUACUCUGUGGCCUACACAGAUGUUAUACAGCUUGUCCUCAUAUUCAUCAGCUUGUGGCUCUGUGUUCCUUUUGUCUUGAUGAACCCUUCCUGCUUGGACAUUAGCCAGACACUGAUGAACAACACCUUACACGCUCCCUGGAUUGGUACACCGGGGCUGAAAAAGACCUGGAUAAUGAUUGAUGAUUUCUUAUUAUUUGCAUUGGGGAGUCUGGGAUAUCAGUGCAUCCACCAGAGGAUCUUGUCGGCUUCUUCCUCAGCCACAGCCAAGCUCAGUUGCUUGGUCGCUGCUUUUGUCAUUCUUAUAUUUGGAAUACCUCCUAUACUGCUUGGGGCAGCUGCUGCAUCCACAGACUGGAACCAGACUUCCUAUGGUUCUCCUUCUCCAUAUGAACGUGGUGAAUCAGCUCUAGCUCUGCCCAUCGCCCUGCAGCACCUCACCCCGUCCUUCAUCUCCAUUAUCGGUACUGGAUGUGUAGCUGCUGCCGUGAUGUCAUCGGCUGACUCUGCUAUGCUCUCUGCAGCUUCUGUCUUCACCUCCAACAUCUACAAGAACAUCCUGAGGCCUCAGGCAUCAGACAGAGAAAUUCAGUGGGUGAUCCGUGCUUCUGUGUUGGUAGUGGGCGUGGUCGGUACAUCACUCACCAACCUGAAAAACAGCAUCUUACUGUUGUGGUUCAUUGGUACUGAAGUGGCCUACAUCAUAAUGUUCCCUCAACUCGUCUGCGUCCUCUUCUUCAACAUCUCCAACGGUUAUGGAGCUGUUAUUGGCUUCUUGGUGGGAUUGGUGUUAAGACUGCUCAGUGGACACCCAUCACUAGGAUUAGCACCAGUCGUACACUUCCCAGGAUGCACUCUUGAGGAUGGUGUUUAUGUCCAGUACUCUCCAGUUAAGACCAUCUCCAUGCUGUCUGCCCUCGCUGCCAUCUUGUUGUUCUCCUACCUGGCUUCUGUGCUCUUCAACAAAGGACUGCUUCCUGAGAAGUGGGAUGUGUUCAAAGUGAAAGCCCAGAACUCACCACAACCAAUGACACCAACAGAUGGCGCCACAGAAGAUAAUAAGAAUGAGGAAUUGAACAGAAACAACUCUCAGACCGAGGCAUCAGAGCCAAUGAUUAGCACUAGCUGUUAGUGUUAGUGUUUGUUCAGUAGUUUUUUUUUAAAAUCAUACAGACUAGUAAAUAGCUCAAAGUAUAUCACUCUGGAGUUUUCUGCAUCCAAAACAUAAAUAUAUCAUGAAAAAUGGAUACUGUGUUCUACAACCACUGACACCAACAGAUGGU